Molecule: messenger RNA, 4710 nt
Organism: Alosa alosa (allis shad)
Lineage: Eukaryota; Metazoa; Chordata; Actinopteri; Clupeiformes; Clupeidae
Gene: acsbg2
Product: acyl-CoA synthetase bubblegum family member 2
Cellular component (GO): membrane; endoplasmic reticulum
Molecular function (GO): long-chain fatty acid-CoA ligase activity
Source: RefSeq, a predicted model, not a curated record
GUGUGUGUGAUGAUGUGUUCUAGUCAGUAGCAAAGGCAGUAAGGGAAGGCUCACAUAUUUCAGUCGACCGGCGUUUAGAAAGCUCCUUAAAAACAGCUUUGAUUUCACAGACGCUUUCAAGGGAAACCACAUCAAUACCAACAUCAUUCCAAAGAUGCACUUGACCGCGUGUGAGCCCGCCUCCAUGUCCGGUGCCGUGGUGAUGGACCCCUCCGCGGGGGACGCCAGCUACCUGCAGUCCUGCGGGACGGGAAACAGCGCCGCAUCCCUGGAGGACGUUACCGUGGAGUCGGCAGCCAACGAGUCGUCAGAGGAGGAGUCGGCCUACGAGAGAGAGGAGGAAACGAGCACACACACCACACACACACAAGCCAACGCCGUGCGGCCCAACUCUCUGGCGGUGACCGCGGCGGCGACCGCAUCGGCGAGCACGGGUCUAUGGACCACGCACGGCGACGGGGAGGUCAAGCUGAGGAUGUCCGAGUCGGGCCCAGGGGCCGAGCCGGCGCUGACCGUGCACCAGAUGUUCCACGCCUCAGUGGAGCGCUUCGGAAGCUACACCGCCCUUGGCUGGAAGGAGGCGGACCAGUGGAAGACCAUGAACUACCGGGAGUACUACCACAGCUGCCGCAACGCCGCCAAGAGCUUCCUCAAGGUUGGUUCAUGGCGACAUGGGGUUGCCAUCCCUGGCUUCAACUCAGCUGUGUGGUGUGUGUGUGCCAUCCUGGCAGUUGGGUUUGCCGUGGGCAUCUACACCACCAACUCCGCUGAGGCGUGCCAGUACGUGGCGGAGAACUGCCAGGCCAACAUCCUGGUGGUGGAGAACCACAAGCAGCUGCAGAAGAUCCUACAGAUUCAGGACCAGCUCCCGCAUCUGAAAGCCAUCAUUCAGUACAAAGAUGAACUCAAAGAGAAAAGGCCCAACCUCUACACGUGGGCGGAGUUCAUGGCGCUGGGGAAGGACGAGGCGGACGAGGAGUUGGAUGCCAUCGUGUCGUCCCAGAAACCGAACCAGUGCUGCACGCUCAUCUACACCUCGGGCACCACCGGCCAGCCCAAAGGAGUCAUGCUCAGCCACGACAACCUGACGUGGACUGCGUUCGCCACCGGCCGAAACGUGCGUCUGGCGGACGCGGACAAGUCUCAGGAAGUGGUGGUCAGCUACCUACCACUCAGCCACAUCGCCGCACAGAUGAUUGACAUCUGGCUCACCAUCAAGAUUGGUGGGGCCACCUACUUUGCCCAGCCGGACGCCCUGAAGGUGAGGGGUUCUCUGGCUUAACACGCUGCGCGGAUGUCCCGCCUCACGGCGUUCAUGCUCGUGGCGGCCGAGGCCUGGGAGAAGAUGCAGGAGAAGAUGAAGUCGAUCGGCGCCAAGUCGUCCACAGUCAGGAGGAAGGUGGCGUCCUGGGCCAAGGAAGUGGGCCUGCAGACCAACCUCAGCAAGAUGGAGGGUAACGGCGCUGUGGCCAGGAAGCCCAUGAACUACCGUCUGGCCAAGAAGCUGGUGUUCCGGAAGGUGCGGAAGGCCCUGGGGCUUGACCGCUGCACCAAGUGUUACACGGGUGCGGCGCCCAUCACCAAGGAUACGCUGGAGUUCUUCCUGAGUCUGGACAUCCCGCUCUACGAGCUCUACGGCAUGAGCGAGAACGGACCACACACCAUCUCACUGCCCGAAGCUUUCCGCUUAACCAGCUGUGGGAAGGUGAUCCCUGGCUGCGAGACGAGGAUAUUUAAGCCUGAUGAGGAGGGCAAUGGCGAGAUCUGCUUCUGGGGCCGCCACGUGUUCAUGGGCUACCUGAACAUGCCCGAGAAGACCGCGGAGGCACUGGACGCUGACGGCUGGCUGCACUCUGGGGACCUGGGCAAACACGACACACAGGACUUCCUGUUCAUCACCGGCCGCAUCAAAGAGCUGAUCAUCACUGCUGGAGGUGAGAACAUCCCCCCCGUGCCCAUCGAGGAUGCCCUAAAGGAGGCCGUGCCACUCAUCAGCAACGCCAUGCUCAUCGGAGACAAGAGGAAGUUCCUCUCCAUGCUGCUCACCAUCAAGUGUGAGGUGAACUCAGAGACUGGUGCCCCGGAGGACGAGCUGACGGCCGAGGCGCUGGAGUUCUGCCGUAAGCUGGGCAGCAGCAGCACGCGUGUGUCCGACCUCGCCGGGGGCCGCGACCGCCUGGUGCACGCCGCCAUCCAGGAGGGGGUGACCCGCGUCAACGAGCGCGCCUCCUCCAACGCCCAGCGCGUCCAGAAGUGGACAGUCCUGGAGCAUGACUUCUCAAUCACCGGUGGCGAGCUGGGCCCCACUAUGAAGCUCAAGAGGCCGGUGGUGAUGAAGAUGUACAAGGAGCAGAUUGAGAACUUUUACAAAGAGGUUCCAAGCCCCACCACCCCAGAUGCCCAGCUGCCCCCCAAAUAAACACAGACACGGCUCCAUCGGAUCAGGAGACUGGCACGUCGGCACUGGUCUCCACACACACACACACACACACACACACACACACACACACACAAACACAAGCAAGGUCACCCUCAGGCGCGCAGUUUAAAUCCUACAUACUGAUCUCUCGUGCACUCAAGCGUUCCUGUUGUCCUGUCCGUGUUCUCUAGUGUGUGGGUCAGUUUGUGGUCUUCGUUGUUUUUGUUUACAUUUGUGCAGUGUGAUUUGUAUGUGAAGAACAUGUCAUAGCCAUUGGUGAAGAACAUAUGUCAUAAGCCAUUGGUGAAAUAUCUGUAUUCCAAAAAAGAGAGGAAUUGUUAGGUUAAUUUGAUUGUUUAUUUAUUGUUAUUAUUGUGAUGAAGUACAAUAGUACGAUUGGAUGAAGUGAGCCAUAUCAUUGAGAUUUUCGUUUUUUUUUUUAAUGAACAGGACAGGACAAACUGCAUGAAAUCCAAAGCUAUAAGGACCUAAUAGAGAUUUGAGGAUACUGAGAGAAAUGUUGAUAUCUCAUAUUUAUUGUUUACAUUUAGCCACAUAUUCUCUUAAUGUAUACAUAGAACACCUAUUUGGCCAAAUGUUGACAGAACUGAUGCCACAUGCCUUGAGUGGAUGCUCUUCACUCUGUUUCUCUUUGCACUACCACUGCUCCUCAACACAAACCACACACGGGGAAUGACGGGGCAUUGCGUUUUUGUUUGUUUUACGUUUUUGUUCUAUUUGAUUUCUUUUGUGUUCUGGUUUGGUUGUUCUACUGACGGUCCUGGGGGAACUACUCCAGGUACUGGUCAAGUGCAGGCGCCAGCCGAUUGGUCAGCACUCGCACCAAUCAGCGUUGAGAGCAGCGGUCGUGCACUGCACUGGAGCAACCCCUAAACCAGGUCAUUUAAGCCAUAAAUGCCAUUCUUAUGGGUUUAUUAUGCAAAGAGAAGCCGAUGGCUGGAGCUAGACAUGCGGGCCAGUGCAGCUGUGUGAUGAGCCUCGUGUAAGCUUUCUUUUGUAAAUAUUGUAAUUGUUUCGUGUUUAAAUAUGUUUUGCAUACCAAUCUGUGCUCUUUGUGAUCUCAUUUGAGUGCUGCCCUGUCCGAGAGAGGACGCGGGCGCUGUGCCGUACCUACUAUACGAUCCUAAGCUAGCGGACUUGGACCCGCCCACCUGCCUGUCACUCAUAUGCGUUGCGUUGUAUCUCUGACAAUCCUAGCUGAGGUCAUGGCAGAGUUGCAUUCAAAAGGUUCUUGAGAGAGUGGUCCUUUUGAAGUAGAAAAGGUUCUUGGGAGAGUGGUCCUUUUGAAGUAGAAAAAUCCACGUGUGGUGGAUAGAGAAUAGAGAGAAUGUCUGGUAUGUAUUUGACUACCAAGUUGAAUGCAGAUGUAAAAUGUGAAGGCUCUCGGAGGGUGCACUAAAUGCAGUUAUGGGGUAAUAUCUAUGAUCUAGACUAGGUAAUGUAGGUUCAGAUUACUUAUGGACGGGGUAAUGUUAGGAACAUCUGGACAUUUGUAAAUCGUGAAGGGUUAAGAACUGUUUUGCCACUGAAGCAUAGUUCAUAAUUUUUUUUUGCCAUUUCAAAGAUCUAGUCCCUAGACUGGGCCCGUCAUUAUUUAUUUACAUCAAAUGAAGUGUCUGUUAAAGUUGACAGCAUCGUAGGCUCGAUCCAAAGAGAAUUGUCAGAUGUCAUUACUAGUCAGACUUAGUGCAGCGAAAGGCCAAUUGGCCAUCCAUUGAGAAUGACUAGAGGUGUAUAUAGUUUCCCGUACAGAAAUGUCAAACACUCUGUUGGAGCUCUGAUGAAAGUGGGUAUGAAGGUGAUCUCACGGGGUUCAAAUAAGUUUGUAAUUUCCAUAAUUACCAUAUUUUAUUGAUUUAUCUGAUGGCUUGUGUUUAAAAGAACACACACAUACCCUGACGGACUAUCGUAUAUAUUUACCGUCCAUAAACGAUCUCCAAACAUGAACACAUUUGCCAUCCUGUGCCAGUUAUUUCUACCUGAGGCCACUGAGCCUAACAAACGUGUCUAAGUUGUGCGAUGGGAGUUCCACUCGGUACAAAACCCGCCUGCGAGGACUCGUACUCACCUGACCGCAGCCAGACGAGCUGACCGACACCUGCGCGGUGUGUGUAGUGUUUGUGCAUGUCAUUGUUUGUCCCCAAGCCCUCCUGGCUUUAUGUGGAGUCACUCAACCCCUGUGUGUGUGUGUGUGUGUGUGUGUGUGUCUAUAUUCAGACUGGAUGCAUGUGAGUGUGCGCAGAUACAGAAAUAAAUCUGAUUCAUCCUGA